AUGUCGGAUCCGCUAACUCUUCGGCCGAAAGACUCAACAGAGUCCAUAUACAUCUCGGAAUCUUCUACCGACGACGAGGGCUUCGACUUCAAGGGAGAGCCAGAGAAGACUGACGGUGCUUUUCUUACCGGUGUGCGAAGGGGACUUAGGAAGCUAGGAUCUGUUUCUGGUAGCCGUGGUCGACCUUUUAAUAUCCAAACAAGCAAAAGCUCUACGCCGGACCUCCAUCCACGUUCAGGAAGUACUGACCAUUUCCUGCUAUCGCAGAAUGAAAAGAAUUUGAGCGGUGCAGAUCUCGAAAAACCUCUUCCAACCCUGCCCUCGACACCCACAUCUCCGAUCGUUGAAGACACUUCGGGCGACCCUCCUGAUACGCCAAAAGCCUUAGAGGGCAUGCCGCAACGGGCCGCGACAGGUAAUCGGACGAGCAUAGUGGAUUCUACGAGCGCAUCUCAACAUCAAUCCAGCGGAUACAAGUCGAUCUCCGGUACAUACAAAGUGGACAUGAACAGUAGUCAAACUAGUCUCGCUACGUCUAGCAGGCAGGAUGGAAGUGAAGGGGGAGAGGAGAAUCGGGAAAAUGUUGUGACACCGAAGAGCAAUGGAGCUCCAUCGGCGGCGCCAUCACCAGCACAACAACCUCGCUCUUUGGCAGCUAGUGGAGCUGGCACUUCUGGAGCAACGCCAUCGACACAUCUGUCAGGGCUCAUGUGCAAUGUACAUCGAACUACUGGAAAGGAACCGCACCCCCUAGUUGGUGCCACAACUACAAUUUUGGGCGACAAACUUUACGUAUUCGGCGGUCGGAUCCUAUCGCGGACGCGCCCUUCCUUGACAGCCGACUUGUACGAACUGGAUUUGAUACAGCGGCAUUGGACGAAAGUUGAAACUAGUGGGGAUGUCCCACCACCAAGAUAUUUUCACAGUUUAUGCGCCCUAGGCGAUACCAAGCUGGUGUGCUAUGGAGGAAUGUCCCCAGCUCCUCCACAGAGCCAAGCCCAAAUGGCUGCCUCGGCGCAAAGUGGCCAAGAAUCCCAGCCAGAGGUCGUCGUAAUGUCCGACAUUUAUAUAUAUGAUGCGCCAUCAAGAACAUGGACUUUUAUACCCACAAAUGACACACCGCAGGGAAGGUAUGCGCACUGCGCUACUAUCCUUCCUUCAUCGGCAGCAUUUGCGUCCGCAAAUGCGCCUUCUUCCGCCUUACAUCAUAACCCCCAAGGGCCCAACCCCAAUCAAGGCGUCAUUGGAGUUAAUAUAGAUGGUACUGGCGGUGCUGAAAUGGUUGUGGUGGGUGGUCAAGACAGUGGAAACCACUAUAUUGAGCAAAUUAGCGUCUUUAACCUGCGCAGUCUUAAAUGGACCAGCACUCAGGCGCUUGAGCUACAGGUUAGAGCUUCCGAUGGAACUCUAGCAGAAAAGCCCAUGCACGGGUCAUUUUCACCUCCUGGCCUUCGGUUCCCAAACGGCGGCGUUAUCGAUACCAAUUUCGUGGUCAGUGGAACGUAUCUCACUUCUUCAAAACAGGAGUAUGCAUUAUGGGCUCUUGACUUGCGAACUCUCACAUGGAGCCGCAUCGACGCUGGUGGCAGUGUUUUCAGUCAAGGAAGCUGGAAUCGUGGUGUUUUGUGGAAUCGAAGAAAUACAUUUGUGAUACUUGGUAACCGAAAGCGCAGUCUUGUGGAGGAUUAUAAUCAUAGGCGCAUAAAUUUUGCUAACGUCUGUAUGGUCGAGCUUGAGGCAUUUGGUCUUUACGACAACCCUCGAAAGGCAGCACCGCUGUCAGGGUUUGUCUCGGCUAGUUCGCCUUUCACAACACCGUCACUAAAUAUCGGUAGCAAAGCAGGAUGGAAUGCAGGUGGGCGCACGCUCUCCAAGGCAGCAGAGGAACUAGGCCAAAGUGCGUUGGCUCUUAGAGAGCUAGCUGAUAUGGAUAUCCUUUGCGUCGGCGGCGAGCGUAUACCGGUAAACUCUCGCAUUAUCGCAAGAAGAUGGGGACCAUAUUUCGUCCAAUUACUACGUGAGGGCACUGCAACACAAGACGGUAAUGAUGCCGCUACGCUGCGUCAAGAGAGCGUCUUCCGACAUAAUCAAAGCAGGAAUAGCAGUAUUACUAUUACACCUAGUCUCGGUGCUCAGUCCUCAAGUCUUUCUUCUUCAUCUACAUUAAAUAGCUCUUCCACAUCGGACCCCGCCUCUUUGGCCCUCCCUCCUGAUUCGGGGGCAUUAUCACCUAAUUCUAGACCGCGGACACUUUACCUUCCACAUACACAGCUCACACUUCAAGCUCUACUUCACUUUUUAUAUACAUCAUCUCUUCCUCCAAAUAAUUCUACGCUCUGCACUCCGCAAAUACUCUGUAGUCUACUACAACUAGCACGACCCUACAAAAUUGAUGGUUUACUGGAAGCUGUCGUGGAGAGGUUACAUGGUGUGUUAGAUAGUAGGAAUGCUGCAGCCGUCUUCAAUGCUAGCGCCAUGGCUGCUGGUGGCGGUCGUUCCACUUCAACACCUUCUGACAUUGCAGAUCCCUGGAGCCUUAAUAGACUGUCAAAUGGAGCAGAGACCCUGAUGCAGCUUGGGCUUGAUAACGAAAUAGGCUCUCACGGCCAACAAUCUUUACGAAUCAAUACCAGUGUGGGCGAUCUUGGAACUGGCCAGGGAGGAAGAAGACAAGACGAUGAAGAAAGCAUGAGUGCGACAAGCAGUGCCGCGAGCGAUGUUAGUGGCAGUGAUUUGGACGGAAGCGUGAGCGCGUCGGAAUCUGGUAAAGUUAAUAGUGUAGGGGAAAUUUGGAGAGGCGAUAUUAGUGCCGUUAUUGGACUACAGAAGAGAGGUCUGCGAGGUUUGAUGGAAGGCAGAAGACUCCGAGAGAGAGGGACGAGUGCAAGUGUAAGCGCAGCAUCGUCGCAAAAAGUAGGAUUGGGGAUCGCAAACGGUUAA
Sclerotinia sclerotiorum 1980 UF-70 is the source of this 2940-nucleotide messenger RNA. RefSeq lists its product as hypothetical. Gene Ontology annotation, molecular function: protein binding. The transcript is spliced from 2 exons. NCBI's taxonomy places the organism in Eukaryota, Fungi, Ascomycota, Leotiomycetes, Helotiales, Sclerotiniaceae. Gene Ontology annotation, cellular component: mitochondrion; cytosol. Gene Ontology annotation, biological process: cell redox homeostasis. Bases 1 to 2940 code for a protein of 979 amino acids. The record is from RefSeq and is a predicted model, not a curated record.